AUGCCUGCCUUAGACGCUCCCGAAGAGAGGCUGAGAAAAUUUAAGUACUGGGGCAAAGAUGCAUCUGUGAGGCGGCAGCAGAGGGUGGCGGCCAGCCUGGAGCUCCGGAAGGCCAAGAAGGACGAGCAGAGUUUAAAGAGAAGGAACAUCGGUCCCCUGUCCUCCGAUGUGGCUUCAGAGGUCCCUGCCACCAGGGUGCGUGGGGUCAGCCUCACUCUGGAUGAAAUAAUCAAAGGCGUGAACAGCUUGGAUCCAACUCUCUGUUUCCUGGCCACGCAGGCAGCCAGGAAAAUGCUGUCGCAGGAAAGGAACCCCCCCCUAAAAGUGAUGGUGGAAGCGGGGCUCAUCCCGAGGCUGGUGGAAUUGCUGAAGCCCCCCGUCCCCCCCCACCUGCAGUUCGAGGCGGCCUGGGCUUUGACCAACAUCGCCUCCGGGACGUCAGAGCAGACUCGGGCUGUGGUGGAAGGAGGCGCCAUCCCACCCUUGACCGAGUUGCUGUCCUCCCCCCAUGCCACCGUGUGCGAGCAGGCCGUGUGGGCGCUGGGCAACAUAGCCGGUGAUGGCCCAGAAUUCAGAGACCUUGUUAUCUCAGGAGGUGCUAUUCCGCAUCUGCUCGCUCUUCUGUCAUCAGCCAUCCCAAUCACAUUUCUACGAAACGUCACGUGGACCCUGUCCAACCUGUGCCGGAACAAGAACCCGUACCCCAGCCAGGCAGCCGUGAGGCAGGUGCUGCCGGCGCUCACCCACCUCCUGUGCCACCACGACAGCGAGGUCCUCUCGGACACCUGCUGGGCCCUGUCCUACCUCACCGACGGCCACAAUGAGCGCAUCGGCCAGGUGGUGGACACGGGGGUCCUGCCCAGGCUGGUGGAGCUCAUGGCCGGCUCAGAACUCAGUGUCCUGAGCCCUGCUCUGCGCACCGUGGGGAACAUCGUCACGGGAACAGACCAGCAGACCCAGAAGGCCCUUGACGCCGGGAUGCGCCCUGCCCUGCCCCAGCUCCUGAGGCACCCCAAGUCCUCCGUCCAGAAGGAGGCCACAUGGGCCCUGAGUAACGUGGCAGCUGGGCCCCCUCACCACAUCCAGCAGCUGAUCGCGAGUGACAUACUGCCCGCUCUGGUGGCCCUGCUGAAAAGCGCGGAAUUCAAAGUCCAGAAGGAGGCUGUGUGGACGGUGGCGAACUUCACCACGGGGGCCUCAGUGGAGCAGUUGUUCCAGCUUGUCCACGCUGGGGUCUUGGGGCCCCUGAUGGACCUGCUCACUGUCCCCGAUGUGAGAAUUGUCGUCAUCAUCCUCGACGUGGUGGCCUGUGUCCUCCAGGCUGCAGAGAAGGUUCGAGAGAAGGCCAGCCUGUGCCUCCUGUUGGAGGAGCUGGGCGGCGUGGACAGGAUCGAGGCGUUGCAGCUCCACGAGAACCGUCAGAUCAGCCGGUCCGCCCUGAGCAUCAUCGAGAAGCACUUCAGUGAGGUGCGUGACCGUGACCGUCACGUGGAGACAGGUGCAGGGGACCGCCCUGCGGCUCAAGGGCACUUAGAACCAAUUGCGGCGCCCCGGGGAUUUGGAGGAGCCCGAUGUGCGUGCGUGAGGAGGUGUGAGGAGCCCGGCGCUGUCACUGUGUCUCCUUCCCUGAAGGAAGAAGAGGAGGCCAUCAGUUUCUCGCUCUGGUCCCCGGAGUGCAGCUGCGUCAGGAUCUUCACCGAGAACCCGCCGAGCGCCUGGAAUUUGCAGGACCAGAAUUGGUAUCGCGUGGCCGUGGGCAAGGCCACGGGGUCCUGCCACCCUCAACUUCCGGGACCCGGAAACGCGAUUCCGCCCUCGGAACCUCGGCGUCUGCGGUUCGAGUAG
This is a messenger RNA of Castor canadensis (American beaver), 1845 nucleotides long. The record is from RefSeq and is a predicted model, not a curated record. NCBI's taxonomy places the organism in Eukaryota, Metazoa, Chordata, Mammalia, Rodentia, Castoridae.